Colletotrichum godetiae is the source of this 561-nucleotide messenger RNA. RefSeq lists its product as uncharacterized. Lineage: Eukaryota; Fungi; Ascomycota; Sordariomycetes; Glomerellales; Glomerellaceae. Bases 1 to 561 code for a protein of 186 amino acids. The record is from RefSeq and is a predicted model, not a curated record. The transcript has 3 exons.
AUGAGUUCGACAAUCCCCUUUCCAUCUGGUGUAACAACAGCCACAACAACCACCCUAAGUUCCGUAGCGCCCCUGGCUAGCAAUUCGAGCAUGGGAAACGAUGUCGAAGAAGUUUCACCUCCAUGGAUAGGAUUAAUCGUCGGGCUUGGACUCGUUGCGAUUAUCGGAAUUGCUUUUCUCACGAUCUGCAUGAGAAAAAGGUUCCAGCUGAAGCCCGCUAGUUCAAAUCUACCCGUAACGACGGAGCUGCCCGAAGCCAUUGAGCUGCCCGAAGCCAUUGAGCUGCCCGGAGCCAUUGAGCUGCCCGAAGCCACUGAACCGCCCCGAGCUAUUGAGCUGCCCGGAGCCAAUGCGCUGCUCUCAGAGCUUUCUGUGGGGAUCAGCGCGGAAUUGCCCGAUGCCGACAAGCAACAUGAAACGAGAGAAGAAUGGCCUAGCUGUGAACUCAAGGCUACGAUGAGCGCUACACCACAGGAGAUCUCUAGAAAUGAAGACAUUCGUAUCAGCAACCGAUAUGGUGGCCAGAUUAUUGAUGAAAAGAGGGUCGCACAGUCGAAGUGA